Striga hermonthica is the source of this 507-nucleotide messenger RNA. NCBI's taxonomy places the organism in Eukaryota, Viridiplantae, Streptophyta, Magnoliopsida, Lamiales, Orobanchaceae. The record is from the annotation of a GenBank genome assembly.
AUGGAACACGACGAGAUGGGAUGUCAGCCUCCUCCCGAAGGCCCUAUUUUGUGCGUCAACAACUGCGGCUUCUUUGGCAGCCCAGCGAACAUGAACAUGUGCUCAAAAUGCUACAAAGACACCAUCUUGAAACAACAACAGCCCAAAGUCGUCUCCACGUCCAUCGAAGGCAUCAUCAACGGGGGCUCACUCCUCACUCCCAUCCUCCAAAAUCCCAAGCCCGAGUCCAGCAAAUUGAAGGAAACACCUGGCCUGUCGGCGGGCAAUGAUGGUAAUUUGAAGUCUAUCGAGGCUAAUAAGACGAGGAGUGAGGGCCCAAAUAGGUGCACUUCAUGCAGGAAACGGGUCGGGCUCACGGGCUUCAAGUGCAAGUGUGGGGACCUAUUCUGUGGGACCCACCGCUACUCUGACAAGCACGACUGCCCGUUUGACUACCAGGCUGCUGGCAAGGAUGAGAUUGCAAGAGCCAAUCCGGUCGUUAAGGCGGAAAAACUCGACAAAAUUUAG